Messenger RNA from Betta splendens (Siamese fighting fish), 2062 nucleotides. It is a transcript of the gene slc22a15, whose product is annotated as solute carrier family 22 member 15. Gene Ontology annotation, cellular component: membrane. The record is from RefSeq and is a predicted model, not a curated record. The transcript is spliced from 13 exons. Lineage: Eukaryota; Metazoa; Chordata; Actinopteri; Anabantiformes; Osphronemidae. The coding region runs from base 102 to 1583 and encodes 493 amino acids. Gene Ontology annotation, molecular function: transmembrane transporter activity. Gene Ontology annotation, biological process: transmembrane transport.
GAGAGAAUCGAACCCGGAAGUGAGCGCGGAUAUCUCGCACACGUAUUUGUACUCUUUGGGGGCGAUGCUAAGGCACGGAGCCGCUGGCCGUCCGAGUCGGGAUGGAUUUAGAAGCAGCUUUUCAAGCCGUCGGCGAGUUCGGACCGUACCAGCAGCGAGCGGUGGCGGUUCUGGUCCUGACUCAGGUGUACAUGGCCUGUCAGUCCAUGCUCAUGGUCCUGGUCGGAUACACCCCCCAGUACCGGACGGAGCAGCAGGAAGGCUCGGCGCUGAGCAUCACCUUUACAGAGGACGUGGACUCCAUAGCGACGGAGUGGCUCCUGGUCAAGCAGCAGGCGUAUAAGGUGGGCCUCGCCGGGUCCCUGUUCUUUGCCGGGCUGCUGGUGGGGAACGUGGUGUUCGGCCCGCUCUCCGACCGGAUCGGCAGGAGGCCGGUGUACCUGACAGGCCUGUUCCUGGAGGUGGUCUUCGGGUACGUGUCCGCCCUGGCGCCCAGCUACGAGGUGUUCGCUGCGUCUCGGCUGCUGGUGGGGCUGAUGAACGGCGGCAUCGGCCUGGUGUGCUUCGUGCUCACUCAGGAGUACGUGGGCAAGUCUUACUGGGCCAUGACAGGGACGCUGACCAGCAUGGCCUUUGCUGUGGGCAUCGCCCUGUUUGGAGCUCUGGGCUACGUCAUCCAGCCGUGGAGGAGUCUGGCCACAGCCGCCAACUCGUCCGGUGUCCUGUUCUUUCUCCUGUCUGUCUCUCUCCCAGAGUCUCCUCGCUGGCUGUACUCCCAGGGUCACACCCAGCGAGCGGAAGAGGUGCUGCGCUACAUGGCGCUACGCAACGGCAACGGCGCCGCCGACCUGCUGCUGCGGCGGGUCGGCGGCGCCCACGUCGGCACCCGGGUCCGGUCGAGCAGCGGGGUCCUGCAGCUGGUGCUCCAUCCGGUCCUGCGCCUCCGGACCAUGGUGCUCAUGUACGUCUGGUACGCCUGCAGCCUGGUGUACUACGGCCUGACGCUGGGCGCCGGCGACACGGCCGGGAACCGCUUCGUCAGCGUGGCCCUGUACGGCCUGGUGGAGCUGCCCGCCUACCCGCUCUGCAUCUACUUCAUCAACAAGCACUGGGCUGGGAGGAGGAAGAGCAUGGCCAGCUUCCUCUGCUUAGCUGGCUCCGCCUGUCUCUGCACCAUGUUGGUCCCUGAAAACACAGGAGCCUUGUUGAGCGUCACGUCUCUGGCGCUGGUGGGAAAACUGAUGGUCAGCGCGGCGUUCAACAUCGCCUACGUCUACACGUCGGAGCUCUACCCCACCGUCAUCAGAAACGCUGGUCUGGGCGUGUGCUCCAUGUCCUGCAGGGUCGGAGGCAUCCUGGCUCCGUUUGUUCCCUCCAUGCGGGCUCUCCACGCCUCCAUGCCCUUCGCCGUCUUCUGUCUGAGCGGUCUGUCUGCUGGCGGCCUCGGCCUCCUGCUGCCUGAAACCCUCAACAGUCCUGCAGCAGAAACCCUGGACGAGCUGGGGAGCCCGAGGCGGAGCCGAACGCUGGAGAGCAAGGCUCUGUUGUAUAAAGAUGAAACCUGGGAGUCAAACAGCCUUUGAAUCCAGCAGCCUCCUCUUCAUCGCGUCCUCUCAUGAGAAGCUGCAUCACGCCGGCGUGUGAGCUGAGGAGUGACCGGCAGCACAGACGUCAACCUGCUGCUGAAAAGCACACAUGGUGCUUUGGGCCAACGUCCCAUCGUGUGUUUAGCUGGAGGUGGAGCCAUCAGAGUCCAGACAGUGAUGCAGGAGCGUGUGGUCAUCACACGUUCAGGCCGGACCGUGGUUCUGACAGGAUAAGCUGGAGGUUUAAGCAGCAGGUCACUGCAGAGUGAACCGUGGCCAUGAACGCGUUAAUGCGUGGAUGAAUCCUCCUGCCUUGACUUUACCAACAGAAACAGUGUGAUCUGUCUGAGAUCAGCAGCCUUCUGCUAAACUGAUUUCAUGUAGAGACGUUUUAUACGUGACGUCUCACUGACAGCUGGACACGCUUGACCUCUGUGCCUUCUAUGGACAUGAACUUAUUAAAGUAUUGAAUCGAG